This is a messenger RNA of Daphnia carinata, 4109 nucleotides long. Its product is annotated as discoidin domain-containing receptor 2-like. NCBI's taxonomy places the organism in Eukaryota, Metazoa, Arthropoda, Branchiopoda, Diplostraca, Daphniidae. The transcript has 10 exons. Gene Ontology annotation, molecular function: collagen binding; protein tyrosine kinase collagen receptor activity; ATP binding. The coding region runs from base 335 to 3676 and encodes 1113 amino acids. Gene Ontology annotation, biological process: protein phosphorylation; positive regulation of kinase activity; multicellular organism development. Gene Ontology annotation, cellular component: signaling receptor complex. The record is from RefSeq and is a predicted model, not a curated record.
GCUACGAGCACCACGUCCCUCUCUCUCUCUCUCUUUUCUAACAGUCCUAUCACAAAAGGAUUUGCCCUGUCGUAGACGUGACAUUGUGUUGUGUGGUGAAAGGGGAACAAAUAAAGUGUCGACAUUUGAUAAGAAAUAGAAAAAGAAAAAAAAAAUAAAAUAAAUAGAAAAAUCGAUGGCGGGUCGUUAGGACGAGGCCGGAAGCUGCUGCUAAUAUUCAAGUGUGUCGCCAGCGGACGAAAACUCAUCAAGUUGAACACGAAAAAAAAAAAAAAGAAAGACCACACCCACCAACUGGAAAAAAGAAAACGAAAACAAAAUCUGGCUGUAAAGAAUGAAGUCGCCUGUCGUCAUUGUGAUGUGUGUCACUUUGCUCUUCAUCCAACCCAUCACCCUUACUGAAAUGUGCGUGGGAUCUGCACUUGGAAUGGAAUCGGGACGCAUCCCAGACUCGGACAUAAGCGCCUCAUCUUCGUACGCGCGUAGCGUCGGUCCCGAACACGCCAGAGUGCGUGUGGAGAAAGGAGGGGGCGCCUGGUGUCCCCGUCCGGCCAUCCAACACAACGUGCGCGAAUGGCUCGAAGUGGCCCUCCCGCCUAAUCACGGCCCUUACUUAGUCACGGCCAGCGAAACUCAGGGCCGUUUCGGUAACGGGCAAGGACAGGAAUUCGCCGAAGCUUUCAUCAUCGAAUACUGGCGCCACCGUUUGGGUCGCUGGGUGACCUACAAGAACGCCAAUUCCCACCAGAUUUUGCCGGGCAACAGCAACCCGUGGCUGGCCGUCGUCCAGCAACUGGAUCAUCCUUUAGUGGCCGAUCGGCUGCGUUUCCUGCCUUACAGUCACCACCCUCGCACCACGUGCAUGCGAGUCGAGAUCUACGGUUGUCCCUGGACAGGUGGAUUGAUAGGGUACACGACGUGGCCAAAGAGUGGCCAACAUCUGGUCGAUUGGGCCGAGAAUGUGGACGACAUUUCAUACGACGGAGACAACGGAGUGGCCGGACUCGGCCAGCUGGUCGACGGAGUCAUCACCGACAAUCGAACAUCCAUCAACGCAACAUUUUUCGGCUCCAGCUGGGUGGGCUGGAUGAAUAAUGGAUCGUCGGCAGCCAAUGGCAGAGUGCAACUCUUGUUCGAAUUCCACUCGCCGAGAGAAUUCACGAGCGUCACGCUGCAUUUAGCGAGAGAACCGACAGCGACCAACGGCACCGGAUUGACCGCCUGUCUCGUCCACUUCGGCCUGGACAAGGACAACGUGCUGGGCAAACCGAUCCGGCCUUGGCUCGACGCCUCGACGUCAGCCAUUGGCAACGUGACCAUCGACCUGAAGAGGCGCGUCGGCCGCUACGUCCAAUUGCAACUGGACUUCAACAGUCGAUGGCUUUUAAUGAGCGAGGUGACGUUCCAGUCGUCCGACAGCGCAAACAUCAGCGCCGUGCAAGACGUCGACGACGCAAUGCCGCUGGAAAACGACGCCGAUCGAUCGCAGACGGAGCGAGGCGACGUGGUGGAUCCGUCGCUCGAACAAGGGCCCGACAUCGCCAUCGUCGACCAAGACGCCGACGUCGAGCUGGACGACGGUUUCGAGGAGGGCAUUUCGACGGUAGCCGAAGAUCAGAGGACGGCCUAUAUCGGUCUGGUGGGCGGCGUCUUGUCGAUCGUCGUUUUAUUGCUGGGCACCGGCCUUGUCGUUUAUUUGCGACGUCGCAAAAACCGGCACGGCAAACAAGUGGCGGCCAUGCUGCCCGGCGGUAGCGGAGGCGGUGGCUGUGGUGGUGGUGGUGGUGGUACCGCCAAUGGCGACGGAUUGAACAAGUUGUCGUUGACGCCGAGAGGCCUGAACGACACCAAGCAGCGCAUGACGCUCUUGAGUUUGAAACAAUUGAGCCACAAAUCGAAUUUGGCGCCAUCGGCUCGCGACGGAUUUUACGGGCCCGUCAUUUCGAUGGCGGCCGGCGAGUCGGACAGCGACACAUCCUCUUUCUACCACGAGCCCUAUCAACAACAACAACAGCAGACGCAGCAGCCAAUCAGCGUCAAGUACAGCAGCAACAACAACGCCAGUCGAUCGGCCGCAUUCCGGCCUUUAAAUUAUUGCGCAUCGAGCGAUCCAGAGUACGGAUGCCUCAUCCAAAAGGAGCCGCUGCUCCUCACGCCCAAGGGCCUACACUCGAAGGGACUUUACACAAACACCAAGAAUAAAACGACAACAACAACAACAACGACGACGACGACGACGACAAGUGGAACGGCCAGUUACGGGGUGGCUGUGCCGGCCAUGGCGUUACCUCGUCCGCCCUUAUCGGCCGUCAACACGCUUUUAAUGGCCGACCAAUCCAACACGAUGAGCAGCACGACCACGUCGUUUACAGCCGUGCCGUCAGAGAAUUAUUACGCCACCGCCGAUCUCAUCCUCGGCGAUCGCGGGGUGUUGAAGCCGCUUUUCGAAGAGAAUUCCGCACUGAUGUCGAGUAGCGGCCAUUCGUCCGAUGGGUCAGAAGGAGGCAAUGGUGGUCAUUUGGGCGCCGCCAUUUUCACGGCGCCACCUCCGCCGCCGCCGCAGCAGCCGCACCCGGCGCCACCCUUCCCGUCGCGAGUCUCGCCCUACGUCAUUCCGGCCGGCUCGCCAGUCGACGGCGAUCUUUGCCCGCCCGAUCUCGGCCGCCAUCAAAUCGGCUUGUUGGAGAAGUUGGGCGAGAGUUCUUUGGCCGGCGCGUUCGGCCAUCAGCCAGCGACAGGAGCAGGGGCAGUUCACACAGCGUUGCAUUUCGCCGAGUUGAUUGACGCGUCGAGUUUCGCCGGACGCAAGUGCGUCUUCUUGCGGCUGAUCCGUGGCGCCUGCGAAGACGGCGAGCUCAUCAGCAGAGUGAAGAGAUUGGCCGUCCUUCGCGACCCGUCCAUCGCCAAAGUGGUGGCCAUGGCCACUCAUUUAUCAAGCGGCGAUGACGUCACCACCGUCGGUCUCAUGACCGAGUACCUGGAGGGCGGCCCUCUGCCCAUCUACCUGCGCCAGUAUCGUCUGGGAGCCGCCGAUAACUUUGAGCCCGGCGUCAAAACCAUCAGUUUGGGAGGGCUCGUCUACAUGGCCACUCAAAUCGCUUCAGGCAUGAAAUAUUUGGAAUCGCUCGGCUUCGUCCAUCGCGACCUGUCCGCUCGCAAUUGCCUGGUCGGCAAGGGAUUCACCGUGAAAAUCUCGGACGUGGCCGUCUACCGGACGCUCUUCGCCCGAGACUACUACUACAUCGACGGAAGGGGAUCGUUGCCAGUUCGCUGGAUGGCGCCGGAAACUUUACUUUGGGAGGAAUGGAGCAGUCAGAGCGACGUGUGGAGUUUCGGCAUCACUUUGUGGGAACUGACUGGCCUUUGCCAGCAAAGACCUUGGCAAUCGAUGGGCGAGACGUUGCUGCUGGCCAGCGUCAUCCAACGCUAUCAGGCCAAUGUGUCCGCCUCGUCCUCGUCGCCGGAAACGUCGUUGAACUCGUCGACCGCCUCCUCGUCCGUCGACCACUGCCCGUUGCUGCCCUCGUCGGCCACCACGCUGGCCAGACCUGCCCACUGUCCCGUCGAGCUCUACAGACUCAUGGGACAGUGUUGGCAGCAGGAGCCGGCCAGCCGCCCAACGUUCCACGACAUUCACGCCUUCCUCCAGAGGAAUAACAAACACCAACAAUUGUAGAUUCUCAUUUGCCCAUUUGCCCUUUUUCUCGUUUCCGAUUCACAUGCGUUCGGUCGUUCAAGUCACGCUCGUUUGCAAACAAAAUUUUUCAAUUCGAUGACGUUGUUGAGAGCUCAAAAAUUAGCGACUGCCCGUCUCUUUUCAUUUGUGUUGUAUGUACAUAACAAGAAGAAGAAGAAGAAGAAAAAAAAAAAAAAAAAAAGAAGAAGAAGAGCCCACCUACCCCCCUCCCCCUCCAUCGUUUUUUGCAUAUCAUCAGCCAUUUUUGAUUUUUCUGUUGUCAUUUCCCUUUAUUGAAACAUGUCGUUUGUUUGUGCCAAAAAUGAGGUUGAAAACUGGUCUUGUACGUCCUCGAUUUUUCUCGAUUCCAUUACGAUUUAAUUAUUAUAAAUAUCAACACACACACACACACACAAAAAAGAAUACAAUGAUG